AGCAUCAGGGGGAGGAUGCGCUCGGCGAGCGGCCAUCACCAGCAGCAGCAGCAGCAGCAGCAGCAGCAGCAGCAGCGCCGUCGCCGCCGCUGAGGCAGCAGAGGCGUGCCAGCGAGCGCCAGCAGCCGCGGUGACAUGGCCAGGUCGCGCAGGCCCGCGUUCCUCGGCGUCUGGGCCCUCCUCGUCCUCGUCCUCGUCCAAGAGUCGCAUCCCGUGAGCUGGGAGGAGUGGUGGACGUACGACGGGAUCUCGGGGCCGGCGUUCUGGGGCCUGAUCAACCCCGAGUGGUCGCUGUGCAACAAGGGCCGCCGGCAGUCGCCGGUCAACCUGGAGCCCUCGCGGCUGCUGUUCGACCCCAACCUGCAGCAGCUGCACAUCGACAAGCACAAGGUGAGCGGCGUGCUGGCCAACACCGGCCACAGCGUGGUCUUCACCGUGGACAACGACACGCGGCAGCCGGUCAACAUCAGCGGCGGCCCGCUGAGCUACCGCUACCAGUUCCACGAGAUCCACCUGCACUACGGCCUCAUCGACACGGUCGGCAGCGAGCACACCGUCGACGGCUACAGCUUCCCCGCUGAGAUCCAGAUCUUCGGCUUCAACUCGCACCUGUACAACAAUUUCUCGGACGCGCUGCACCGAGCCCAGGGCAUCGUGGCGGUCUCGCUGCUGCUGCAGGUGGGCGAUAACUCGAACCCCGAGGUGCGCCUGUUCACCGAGCACCUGGACAAGAUCACGUACGGAGGUCAGUCGAUGGAAAUCAAGCGCUUCGGUGUGCGCGAGCUUCUGCCGGACACGAUGCACUACAUGACCUACGACGGCUCGACCACGAUGCCCGCCUGCCACGAGACGACCACCUGGAUCAUCCUCAACAAGCCCAUCUACAUCACGAAGCAGCAGCUGAAGGGCCUGAGGGAGCUGAAGCAGGGCGACAAGCGCCACCCGAAGGCGCCGCUGGGAAACAACUUCAGACCGCCGCAGCCGCUCCACCACCGCCCCGUCAGGACCAACAUCAACUUCGCGCAGGAGAAGGGCGCGCCCAGGAACUGCCCGACCAUGAACCGGGACAUCUACUACAGAGCCAACAGCUGGAAGUAGAGCCACCGCCGCCGCCGCCGCCGCCGCAGCCGCAACCGCCUAGAGGCCGGGGCGCAGCCCGAACCCGACGGGAGCCGCCGUCGACGCCGCCGCCGCCGCCGCCGGCGCUGUAUAAAUAGAUGGAUCGCGGGGCAGUCGGACGAGAAAGGGAGCCGGCGAGGCGACUGGACGGGCGAGCCAGCUCCGGGGACCGAGCGACGACGGUCGCGCUGCUCGACUACUCACCCAACUGACUUGCCGUCGCGCUCCGACCCCCCAACCCCAUCUCCCCCUGCCCUCCCACGCGCGUCUUCUUCCGCCAGCCUGCCAGCCCGCUCGCUUACUCAUUAUAUACAUAUAUACAUAUAUACAUAUAUAUAUAUAUAUACAUACCUACAUAUGUACUACGUGUAUUUACGCGAUCGCGUGCGAGAGUGAGACGAGAGCACGCGAGAAUAACGCACCGGCACACUGACGCAGACAGAACAGACAGUGAAACAAAGCGCUUCGUUGUAACUUAUUAGACGUGAAUUGCCAACGUAUGUCUCCAAGUAAACCAAAAUAAAACCCGUACGUACCUUUCAUAGUUACAUAGCGACACGCCGAGAGAGUGAGAGAGAGCGAGAGAGAGAGAGAGAGAAAAUGACUCCGAAAAAAUCCUCCCCCCUUGAAGAAAAAAGAAAUUAAUAAUAAUAAUAAAGAAAACAAAUUAUGAUAAAACAUUCUCCACGCGAACUGUUGUAUAUGUAAGAGACUGCACCAUUAACACACAGCCACCCGAUCACACGGACGCAGACGGACGAAGCUACUCGGAUACGCGCGCCGAUCAUCACGCACUACCAUGUAAAAUUGCACCAACGAACGAACGAACGAAGCGAGGGCGCACCUACGGACAACAAAGACAAA
Molecule: messenger RNA, 1983 nt
Organism: Phymastichus coffea
Lineage: Eukaryota; Metazoa; Arthropoda; Insecta; Hymenoptera; Eulophidae
Gene: CARPB
Product: carbonic anhydrase-related protein 10
Exons: 8
Coding region: 136-1098 (320 amino acids)
Molecular function (GO): zinc ion binding; carbonate dehydratase activity
Source: RefSeq, a predicted model, not a curated record